This is a messenger RNA of Scleropages formosus (Asian bonytongue), 5742 nucleotides long. RefSeq names its product retinoic acid-induced protein 1. The transcript is spliced from 6 exons. Lineage: Eukaryota; Metazoa; Chordata; Actinopteri; Osteoglossiformes; Osteoglossidae. Gene Ontology annotation, cellular component: nucleus. Bases 321 to 3119 code for a protein of 932 amino acids. Gene Ontology annotation, biological process: regulation of transcription by RNA polymerase II. The record is from RefSeq and is a predicted model, not a curated record.
CGCGUUUCCCAUGAUGCCUCGCUCCGGCUACCAGCUGACUAGUGCUUGUUCUUGAAGUGCUGCUCGCGCUCCGGCAACGCAGAGAGUCCGUUGAGAGAAGGAGAAAAAAAAAAAAAAAAAAAAAGAAGUGCGGCGUUUUCGCUUCCUCCUCCGAGUCCCUGGCGCGAGCGAAGCGCUCCGCGCGCACCCGGGUCUCGUCGCGUGGGCUGCCAGGAACGUGCGGGAUCUCAAACGAAAUGCGGGGGGGCGCCGGUUCCCGUUUAAAUUCUACGUUUUAGAGCCCACCCCCCCUCCUUCUCCACCCUUGUCAUUUCGUUGAUAUGGAACCUCUAUCUCCCAGUAAGUCAGAUGGUUUACUGCCUCAAGACCUUUCCAAGAGCAGCCUCCCCUCUGCAUUGAACCUGACAAGGAAGAGUGACGACAUCCUGCUGAAAAGCAACUCCAUGGAGGCCCUGCGCAUGGUGAAGACGCCCAGCUGGUACAGCAUUGGUCCUGGGAGCAGCAAGGGCCUUGGCUUUCCAGAGAGCGACUCUGAUCACAUGCCUCAAUCCAGUCAGCAGGUGCAACCAGACAAUGCCUUUUCCAAUGCCACUGUCACCCUUUCCUAUGUUAGCAGGUCUCGAGUCUUCUCGUCCCAUAACCCCUCUAUCUGUGGGCUUCCGUCCAUACAUAGAAAAUUAUCCCGGCACUCUCCUACGCAUGAAGCAGAUAUGUUAGCCAAUGAAGCGGGACAAGGGGCACUUCAUGUGGACAUUGACCAAUGCAUCUUGCAGCAUGCUGCUAAGCCUGUUGGGUUGACGUCACAGUCUGAGCUGUUUGAGACAAGUACACAGGCGCACUUAAUGGAGAGCAUAGCAGGGACCUGUUUUGUGCAGCAGGCUCUUGAGAUGAAUGGGAACAAAGAUGGCCAUCCACUGGGGGUGGAAAAACUUGAACCUAAACUUGGAGACAAUGCCUCAGAAUGCACGCAUUCUCAGGAAAGUGAUGGAAGUGGCUGCCAACAUAAUUGUACUGGCAACAGCUUCUCAGAAGUCAAGGAAAUAUCCACAAAAAGCCUCCUUACCAACACAGGGGGAGAGGGGAAAAAGUGUGAUUCUGAAGUGUUUUUCUUUAUUUCCCGAACUGAGGAGCCAGUGAUUUUUCUGGAUAAUGUUGAUUCUCGGAACUUGUGUAAUUCUUUAAAUGGGGAAUAUAUUAGUCCUUUAGAAGACCCCUUAUCCCCUCCUGCUACCUCAUUGGAUGAAACGGAAGUUGUUUUCGUUCUGCCACAAACACUAAGCUCUCCUACUGGAGAUAAUUCUAUAGACGAUGUUUCUAAUGUCACAGGACAGGAGGAACCAGUAGAUCUUUCUGUUACGGAGCCUCAAGCAGCACCUCCGGAAGUAGGAUAUUCUCUUGAGAGCAGCCUUGGCAGUAACAUUGUGGAAGUGCCCAUCGUCAGCAAUGGAUUACGGAAACUGCCAGCUGAUAUACCGGAAACUUGCCGGCCGCCAUCGCGGUCUAGCAAUGACCUGUUGGACAGCAAGGGCAUAUCGCCUGAGGGCCAAAAAGCAAAGUCUCCAGUAUACGAUGAUCCCAUUCUCAAUGGGAGCAUACUUGCGCACAAGAGAGCUUUUCAAAGAAAGAAGCUUCCUCCUCGCUCCAGGAGGGGGAAAAGGUUGGAGGCCAUCGUCCAGAAUAUCUCACCUUCCAGAUCUAAGUCAAGUAAUGUCCAUUCCAUAAAUAAAUGCACCAGUCCUAAAUCUCAGACCAACUUCUCCCACCCUGUAAGAGAAGUCCUCCAGUGCCAAGAUUCACUAGAGGAUGCAUCUGGUCCUGAAAGGGAGUCCAGUUUAAAGACAACACUCUUACAGAAGGUAAAUGCUGAUAACACUGACACGGAAAGUCACAGAAGCAAAAACUCUACCUCAGAUUGUGAAUACAUAAGCACCUUCAAGUCUUCAUACAGCAACGCAUCUCCAGAACCAUUAACCCCCAAGAAAACAACAGAAAAUGGGCAACUUGGCAGUUCUCUUAAACGUUCUCCAAGGGUUAGGGGAAAGAGAACAUCACUGCUGCCAAAAGCCUGUCAAAAAAGUCCCACAAAGCAGCACACUACUUCGGGGGCCAGCAAGGCUAUGCCUACAUCAAAGAAAGCCCACAUUACAAAAAGAAAGCGAAAAAAGCGCAAAGCUGGUCAAUCCUCCCUGUUUUCUCCACAGGAGCCUGAAAUCAAGCUUAAGUAUGUGAAUUACAAGGAGGAGAAAAGGGAUAUGAAAGCAGACACCUUUUCCCCAUUCAUCCGUAUGGAGGUUAAGGAGUACUCUACCUGCACGGUUGUCAACUAUGCUGAAGAGGAAAAUACACGGUUAAAGAAAGGACAGCAGCAGGCACCCUCUGGGUUUGUGUCUGGCAUUAUUCCUACAACCUCCUGUCUGCAGCUGGGUCGUGUCAGCACAGAAAGUAAGUGCCAGAAUUCUCUUGUCUGCUGCUUAUGCAGCAGGUCAGCUAAUGCUGUUGACUUGGGGGAUCUACACGGACCUUACUAUCCCGAGGGCUACAAACCUGCCGCUAAAGCCCAGAGGAGUAAGCAGGGUCUGAAGGAGGAGGAAUAUAGUGACUCGGACUCAUCGUUCAGCGCACGGAGCAGGAGGCGUGCCCAAGCGCACACCAGCUGGCCUCCAAGACCUGCUCACAGAUUGAAGCGGGAAGAUGUCCUGGGCUCUAGCCACACAUUGGCCACUGACAGCGAAGGCCUUGAAAGCCCUUCAUCCAAGAGGCCCCGAACAGAGCUGAUAACUGACGACUGGUACAGUCCCCCUGUGGUGCCCUUGGACACCAAUGAAUACUGGGUCCAUGAGGACUGUGGCAUCUGGUCAGCAGGUGUCUUUCUGGUCAAAGGAAAGCUGUACGGGCUGGAAGAGGCUGUCAGGCUGGCACAAGAGACGGUCUGCUCCACAUGCAACAGGGUGGGCGCUACACUGGGAUGUUUCUUCAAAGGGUGCCCCAAUAAGUACCACUAUCCAUGCGCCAUGCAGUCAGAUUGUGUGCUCAAUGAAGACAACUUCUCAAUGAAAUGUACAAAGCACAAGAAUAAGUCAUUCAAAGGAUUUUCUGCAAACAGACAGGAAACCAGGUGACGCAGAGAAGAGAAAAGAUGCUAUGCAAGAUUGCAGAUCUUUCCCUCUCACUUAUUUCAUCUCUGGCAGUCUGCGGAUCUUCUGUUGUGAGUCCAGGAACCUUGAUGAUACUGGAAAAGAAUCAGCAAGAAUGUUUUGGUAGCAAGGCUUCAGUUGAAUGCAAGCACCAACAAACCUUAAUUGUGUGUGUGGGUUUCUUUUUUUAACUGGUUAUGUAAAAAGCUUAACAACUGGUUCACCAAUGGCACUUUUUACAGUUUUUUGUAGUCAGGGGUACAUUGUUUGCUUUUUGGCCCUUCAGCCUUUGGCUGGUAACACCUUUGGUUGGGGAUUAGAACUUUGACAGUGGGGUCCACUUUGCUGCUCAAAAGCCCUACAGCAAAUGAUGUGAAUUUUGAGCCCUGAUCCAAUCAGUUGAUGACACCUUAAAUAUAGACUACAGUUAAUGCCAUAUUAAUUUCAACACAACCAGUAAGUGUUGGUGAUUGAAGAACAAGUGACUAUAGAAGAGAACUUCCCACAAUAUCACACAGUCCACAUUUGUCUCAGCUUGAGAAAUAUUUUUUACAGUUUUAUAAGUGCAGUUUGCAGGGGAUUAUUUAUAUUUUUGGCUUCUUUGAUCCUCUACUGAUUUGUGAUUGACCUGAUGUUGAUCGACCUGUUGCUGUGUGUGGGUGUGCGUGUGUAUGAUUAUUUAAGGAAAGUGAAAACGGCAAUAUUACCACAGACAACUCUUAAAAAGGAAAUGCGUACAAGUUUAUUGGGCCUUAUUGUCACUCCCUCAUUCAGCUUUUUGAGCCUGCAAGACAGCCUAUGUUAAAACAUUAUUGUCCUUUAAAGUUUGUAUGAACAGCCUGUUUUAACCUUUCGUCCUCGAUCCAAGCACAUUUUUGCCACUGUGGUGCGUGUUUAGUGUUCAUGUGUUCACCACUCAUUUACAUUUAUUUAUUUAGCAGACGCUUUUCUCCAAAGCAACUUCCGAUGAACUCUAUAUAGUGUUAUCAGCCCACACACCUUUUUCACCAAAAUAUACUCCCUGUCCUCACUGCUCAUUUGUGAUGUUGAAAGGUGGGGAAGGGUGGCUGGAAGCACUUUUAAGAAGCACUUAAAGCAUUGAUUACAGUAUGCGUGUAAAUCUCUGCACAGGCUGAAAAACCCUGAACAGAUCCCAAGCAUUGCCAUGGUAGUCUGUAGUUCCCCUUUUCUGAUCCCUGUGGUUUUCCAGACUUACAGGACAUGCUGCUUCCAGCUUUCACAUGUUCUAUUCUAAUAUUUCUUGGUAUAAAAUCUUAACUUUUUGAGUUUAAGGAUAUGAAAUUGAGAAAAGCAUUAAAGCUUUUUGGCCCAUGUUAGCCUUUGUUCUGUGUAAUAUAAUGCAAGGCUUAAUAUUAAUAUAUGCCUGGGGCAACUUAUUGACGUUAACAUUGGUCCACAUGAAAUUUACAGUAGUAAAGCAGAAUGUUUGCACAAGAAAAUAUGUAAAACUUUCAUUUUUGCUUAAAGUCCAUCUUUCCUCAUUUUUGUUUUAAUACAACUGAUGUGGAAAUUGAACUGCCUUGGUGAUGUUAAGGUGAAUGAUCUAACUAGUGGAGAAAAUAAGGUGUUUCUCAGUCGGCUUCUAAAAAUUCUCAAUCUGAGAACAAAAGUUUAAACUUUGUCAUCUGAAGGGAAAGAGAGAGGAAAUACACUAUCAAACUGUCUUCAACAGUAUAAAUGAAUCUUCCAAGGUUUUUCCCAGGUAAAGCUACACCUUUAGGUGAGGGGAACAGACAACUGGGUAAAUGUUGAGCCUUGCUAAGAAUUUUUAAAAUGAUUGGUAAAACACAACUGAAGUGCAAACGUUGCCCUGCUGGUUUAUAGACAUAAUCUGACAUUUAUGCUCUUGUUCUGCUAUUGAAAUUUUCAUCUAAGUUUGGAUAUUUUUCCGGUGUCACCCCAUCCCAUUUUUUCCACCUGCUUUUAAAAUAAAAUGUUGAGACAAGGAUUCUUAUGACCUGUAGUAUUAUUGUCCAGCUUGCCAUGAGGUAUUCAUCAAUGCGUAGGUAUAUUUAUGUAUAUUUACCUAUUUAAGACUUUCUUGUGUAUCUAGGAUAAUACCAAAAAGAGUGUGUGUUAUUCCUGAAUGAAGUAGAAGUUGAGUUUCAAUCUUUAAUGUUGUGUUCCUCAAAGGUAAGAGGAUAAGUUGCUCAUUUUUGUAAAAGGGGUCUGGAGGGGGAAAACACUGCACAUGUAUAUAUGUUGCAUGAUAGUCCUGCCAGGGGGUGAUAUAUCCACAACAAAAAAAAUAGGAGGAAAGAGGUUUUCCUUUGAUCUUCAUUUUCCUAACCAUCAUUGAUUCCCCCCCAAAAAAUGCCCCCCCACCUUUUUUUUCCCCCCUUCCCUGUGCUGUUCAUUUGGGUUUGUAGCUGCUGUGAUGAGAGGUGAUGCCAAGGGCAAAAAAAAAAGUUGGCCAAAAGAUACAUGGGGUAGCAGUUCUGGUGAGUUCCUGUCCAAAAAAGCUUUUAGUUAACAAACUUUACACUUUUUUCCACUUUUUUUUAAUCCAGAAAGGUUCCAGUAUCAAGGGCUAUUAUUCUUGCCCAGUUGUCUUUGUUUAGUCUGACCAAAAAUAAAAUGAAUAAUU